GUAAGGAUGAACUCGUCAUUCAUACGAAGGAAUCCUUCUCCAGGUGAGGAGUUAAUAUGAGGACGACCAAAGGAAGUACUUCUGUGAAAAAUCCUCGUGACUUCCUUGGUAGCAUCACAACAGAGAUGGGCAGGUUUGCAGUACGAGCCGUAGUGCGCGUGCUUCUAUGCGGAUUUCUAUGUGGAAUGGCUCAAGAGCUGAAUGCAGACGAUUUGGUCACAGCAAACACUGUGACCGGUGAGGAGUGCCAAGAUGUCAUCUUGACUUGCCGGCUGAGAGGAGAGGGCCGCAGCCUGGGCCUCCACCGCCGGUUCUCCUGGUCCAAGCAAGGCGGCGACCGCUGCGGUGACGGCGGAGGCACCGUCAGCAUCACCGACUGCAGCUUCCGCGAGGCGGGCCAGCUGCUCGACCCAUCAGACAAAUUCAACUACGCGGUGGCCAAGGACAACACGAGCUGCAACCUGACCGUCAGGGGGUUGCAGUUGUCUGAUGCGGGAUGCUACCAGUGCGACUCGUGGGCGCCAAGUGGGGCCGUGUCUAGUUGCGUGGAACUCGUUGUUGUGGAUCCCGUCAGGAGAGCCUCAAUUAUGCAGACGAGCCCGGUUAUUCUCGAAGGCAUUCCCGCAACAUUCACCUGCAGUGCCGGCUACGGCGACGAUGAAGUCCAGUUCACCUGGCAAUUGGACGGGACGGACCGCCUUCCAAACGAGGCGGCCCUGGUCAGGCCUACCGAUGGUAGCGUGGAUUGCACGGGCCGGAAUGAGACACUUAGCACGGUGGAGCUUACACUGAAAAGAAAUGGUUCCGGGUCGGUUCUACAGUGCGAGGUCCGCGGCGCUCAGCUGCUUGAAACCGCCAGUUUAAUCAUACCGGAUGUACAAGUGCCGCCCACUUCCGUCGCCAUAUCAAACGAUAUCACGAGAGAGCUCCGCAAUGUACCAGGCGGAGAGGUUCUGAUCAAGGAGCACGGAAACGCUUCCUUCAGUUGCGUGGCGGUCGACACCAAGCCCGCCGCGCACUUGACUUGGCUCUACCGGGGCCUCGAGGUUCAAGACGGGCCAGGCGGACUGGUAGAGACGGUGGUAGAACGGCCCGGAGUCGAGGGCAGCACGUACGAUGUCAGCAGCACCGUGAUACUGAGGAAUAUCCCGCGGCAGGAUGACGGCGCUGAACUGGUCUGCAAUGCCACGGGAGCUGGUGGCGUCUCUGCGACUCUUGGCAUCAAGAUCACGGUGAACGCUCCCCCACAAAACGUCACCAUAACAACCGGUGUCAUAGUUGAAAGCGUGCCCGCUCAGUUCGCAUGCUCGGCCGAAGGCUCGCGCACGAGAUCUUCCAUAGUCUGGUACCUCGACGGCGUGACUGUCGCAGCGACCGGGUCCCAGCAAACGUCCUUCUCCCCGGAGCUCUUGAAAACGACCAGCGUGGUCACUUUGUCCCUUCGGAGACACCAAAGCGGCUCCCGACUAAGAUGCGAGGCUUCCCAUGAGUUGCUGGAUGAGCCCUUGAUCAAGGAAGUGGUCUUGGACGUGUACUUUUGCCCUGCACCCUCCAUUACAUGUCCCACCUCUGUGAACAACAGCGACCCGUACACUCUUACAUGCCGGACUGCCAGCAGCCGGCCACCAGCUAAUCUCAGCAUGUACUUCGAAGAGCCACUUCAACUCCUCGGCGCAGAGACUGAGACCGAAUACGAGCCGGCCGACGACGAGGGAGCCACGGCCGUUCUGACGGUAGAGCUGACCGGUGAUCGCUCGGACCACGGGAAGAUGGUGGUUUGUAGACGGAGUCCAAGUGAAAUAUGUCGCAACGAGGAAUUGGAUACAUGCCAUCUGAAUAUGCAUUUUCCUCCGACCGAGGUCGAACUCUUGGACGGUGCCAACUCGGACAGCGAUUCGCACCAGACAGGCCGCAGCGUCGAGGUGAUCGACGGCCGCGAGUACGCCUUCACGUGCUCGGCCUCGGGUUCCAAUCCCCCCGCGACGUUUCAGUGGAAACUGGGUGACGCCGAGCUGCACGGUGCCGCGUACACCGAGACCGAGCGGCGCGGUCCCGGUCCCGGGCCGGUCAGCAGGGGGUGGGACGCCUCCAGCCGGCUGUCACUGACCGUUCGACAGGACGUCAGCCAGACUCAAAUGCUGACUUGUCGAGUCAUGUAUCCGAGUCAGCGCGUCUUUCGACAGCUGAGUUUGGAAUUGAGCAUAAUUGCUGUGACACUGAGCUGGUCAUCGAUCACCGCCAUUGUCGCUUGUUCCUGUGCUGUCGUCAUUGUCGUUGUCGCCUGUCUUGUCCUUAUACUGUACAAAAUGCGUCAUCAUGGCAACCGGCCGAUUAACUUAAAAACAGAUAUGGAGAUGCUGCAUAUAGAUAGCAUAAAGUUUAAAAAGGGUGGCAGUAACACUUCCCUUUCCUCCGGCGGGACUGCCAAGGGCUCACUGGAGGGGAGUGAGGCUUACGAGUUCCCCCGCGACAAGCUGAAGUUGCUGGAGGUCGUUGGGAAUGGCUCCUUCGGUCUGGUCUACAAGGCCACGGCAGAGGGCAUCUUUGAGAAAGGCGUGGUCAGCACUGUGGCAGUCAAGACACCGAACCCGUCUGGUUCGCCAGCCGACAGGGAGGCCUUCGUGAAGGAACUGGAAAUGUUCACCAUCUUGGUUCAACAUCCCAAUGUGGUCUCGAUGCUGGGAUACUGCCGAAAGAAAAAUCCACUCUAUUUGAUCAUGGAAUAUGUUUCCAAUGGUAACCUGGAGAACUACCUGAGACAGGAGAAGCAACGGGUCGACCAAUCGUACAUCAAUGUCAAUGGUGUGACGGAGACUAUCGGUCCCAACCAGAUCCUGACUUUUGCCAUUCAGAUUGUGCGCGGCAUGAAGUAUCUGGAAUCUGUGCAGUGUAUCCAUCGUGACUUGGCCACUCGCAACAUCUUGCUGGAUGAGCAGAUGGUCUGUAAGGUAUCGGAUUUCGGAUUGGCGCGUCACGUCCCCGCGCAGAAGCAGUACGAGAUGAAAUCAAAGGGGCGCGUGCCGUUUCGUUGGAUGGCGCCAGAGUCGAUCGUCUACAACGUUUACAGCAGUAAGAGCGACGUGUGGUCUUUUGGCGUCUUGCUUUGGGAGUUGGUGACACUGGGCUCUCACCCGUACCCCGGUUUGUCAUGUGCUGAAAUACUCGAGGAUCUGCAGAGGGGGAUUCGCCUAAAGAAGCCAACCCAUUGCAGUGACGAGAUCUAUCAGGUAAUGAAAGACUGUUGGGAACAUCGACCAGAAAAGAGGCCCGAUUUUGAGAUGUUACACCAGAGGAUAGAGGCAAUGCUGGCUAACGCAUCGGGCUACUUGCUGAUGUCCAACUUCUCUGCAGAGCAAUACCUGUACAUGGCACCCAGCAGCAAAGGAAAUCUGUAGAAUGCACCACCGGAGUUAUACGUCAACGAAAAAGCCACACAUAUAUUUUGUGUGACCUUCACCUAAAAAAAAUAUUCACUGUCAUGAGAAUAAACGACGUUGUCAACUGUGUUUUUCGUCCAAUAUAUGAGGAACUCGUGAAGUUGUUAUGGCGUGAAUUCAGAGUGGCAAAAAAUCAAUAAAUUUCUGAACAAUUUCAGGAAAAUUCUGCGGAAACCAAUAACAAUUGGAAGGUCUAUGUUUAUCCGCCUGAGAGGUUAUGUUUUCAUCGGAUUCUGUUAGUUUGUUGGUUGGUUUGUCUGUUAACAAGAUAACUCAAAAAGCUAUGGAGGGAUUUGCAUGGAAAUGUUUUUGAGUGGUGGUCCUUGGUAUAAGUACAAAUUGAUUAAAUUAUGGAAGUGAUCCGGAUCUGGGUCUGUAUCCAGGAUUUGCUUUAAAGGAUUCUUCACCAUAUUUGCGAGUAU
Molecule: messenger RNA, 3859 nt
Organism: Patiria miniata (bat star)
Lineage: Eukaryota; Metazoa; Echinodermata; Asteroidea; Valvatida; Asterinidae
Exons: 17
Coding region: 57-3395 (1112 amino acids)
Biological process (GO): positive regulation of kinase activity; protein phosphorylation; multicellular organism development
Cellular component (GO): signaling receptor complex
Molecular function (GO): ATP binding; transmembrane receptor protein tyrosine kinase activity
Source: RefSeq, a predicted model, not a curated record